Triticum turgidum subsp. durum (durum wheat) is the source of this 1563-nucleotide messenger RNA. The record is from the annotation of a GenBank genome assembly. Lineage: Eukaryota; Viridiplantae; Streptophyta; Magnoliopsida; Poales; Poaceae.
AUGGACAGGAAGAGGGUGGGCAUUGUUGGUGCUGGUGUGAGCGGCCUAGCAGCCUGCAAGCACGCACUCGACAAGGGGUUCAGCCCGGUGGUAUUCGAGGCCGAUGACACCAUCGGUGGAGUGUGGGCGCAUACCUUGCAGUCAACAAGGCUUCAGGCGCCGACGACAUCGUUCCGGUUCUCGGACUUGGCAUGGCCGGCCAGCGUGACGGCGACGUACCCAGGCCACCAUGAAGUCAUGGAAUACCUCAGGUUGUACGCGUGCGAGUUUGACCUCCUCAAGUGUAUCAAGUUCAGUAGCCAGGUGCUUGGAGUUGAAUACUUUGGUGCAACCGAGGAAGAGAUUAUGGAGUGGAAGCAUUGGUCUGGUGACGACGGGAAGGCGUUCAGAGCUGGGAAAGAUGGAGGGUGGAGCCUUAAAGUGAAGGACCUGAAAAUUGGUGCAGUUGAGGUUUUUCAGGUGGAUUUUCUCAUACUGUGCAUCGGAAGGCAUAGUGGAACCCCAAAUAUCCCAGAAUUUCCAGUGAGCAAAGGGCCUGAAUUCUUCAAGGGCAAAAUAUUGCACUCUAUGGACUACUCUUACAUGGAUAAUGCGGCUGAAUUUGUUAAAGGGAAGAGUGUGACAAUAAUUGGGUCCGGAAAAUCAGCAUUUGACAUUGCUGCAGAGGUUGCCAAAGUGAAUGGUGCAGCUCAGCCGUGCACCAUGAUAUACAGAACAAAACACUGGCGGGUUGACAAAUUUAGUAUGUGGGGAGUUAACCUUAAUUACUUCUAUCUUAACCGCAUCUCGCAAUUAUUCGUUCAUAAACCCGGUGAAGGAUUUCUCCACUAUAUGUUGGCUAGUGCACUCUCUCCCUUGAGAUGGGCAAUUACAAAAGUAAUUGAAACCUACCUCAAGCAAAGGAUUCCUUUACAAAAACAUGGGAUGGUACCUGACUACAGCUUCUCCUUUGCUAUGUCUUCUUGCUUGAUUGCAAUGCUGCCAAAAGGGUUUUAUGACAGGGUUGAUGAUGGCAGCAUUAUUCUUAAGAACUCAAAGAGGUUCAGCUUCUGCAGUGAUGGGAUCAACCUGGAGGAUGGAGAAGAAAGCAUAAAGAGUGGUAUUAUAAUUCUAGCAACAGGAUUCAGAGGAGACCAGAAGCUUAGGGACAUCUUCACAGCAAACUGGUGCAGAAAUAUAGUGGCAGGAUCAUCAGAUACAUCAGUUCCACUAUACAGAGAAUGCAUCCAUCCUCGAAUCCCUCAGUUGGCAAUAGUCGGAUAUUCUGAGAGCCUUACCGACAUAUAUGUCUCAGAGAGGGUGGCUAAUUGGGUAAUCCAUUUCCUGGCUGGUGGCUUCCAAAUGCCAAGCGUAAGACGCAUGGAAGAGAGUGUAGCAGAGUGGACAAAGUACAAGAAUCUUUACAAUGGAAAGUAUUUUCGACGAUCUUGCAUAAGCACAGUGAAUAUUUGGUUUAAUGAUUUGUUGUGCCAAGACAUCGGAUGCAACCCUAGAAGAAAGAAAGGAUUCCUUGCUGAAUGGUUCCAGCCAUAUGGACCUGCUGAUUAUGCAGGCCUUUGCUGA